GACGUAAUGCUACAUCCCACCACUAGGCGAUGCUGAGAUGGAGCACUUACGAUAAACCAUGAACGAGGAAGAGAACGGAGUCAGCAGGGAAGUUGUUCGGGCAUGAUCCUGUUGUCCACGUGCAGCUUUAGAAGAUGUGACCAUGAGACACUUAUUACAUGAUGUCCGAUCCGUCAAAAAGAAACAAAGUAUCAGAUGGCCUUCUUGGCAACUACAGGUAUCUGUGCAAGAAGUCCAUGACGAUUCGUGCAAUGGAGAGCGCCGUACCCAGGAAGAAACGCCAAGAUGUGAACGCUGCCUCCAACAGGAGGAGGAGGAAGAAGAAGAAGAGAGCCCGCUCCCUGUGCGAACCCCUGGAACUAAACGCGCUGAUGAAGAAGGCGAAAUUAGUCGAGCCGAACCCGGACAGCACUUUAAACUCCGCGCCUGAGCCGCACCGCCACAGUGUGAUGGCAGUGCUCAGAGACAGCUGGGAGGUUGACAGCGGCUUCUCUGAGAGCAGCCCUCCCGCCAGCGGCCGCAGCUCCCCCUGCCUCGGUCCGAGCCCCCUGGCUGCCUCCGUGGUGGCGCUGGACUGCGAGAUGGUGGGCACCGGGCCCGGCGGCCGCUGCAGCGCGCUGGGCCGCUGCAGCAUCGUCGACUACCAUGGCAACGUCUUGUACGAUAAAUAUGUCCGACCGUGUCAGCCUGUCACGGACUUCCGAACGCCCUGGAGCGGGAUCCGCCGGCACCACCUCCACAACGCCGUACCGUUCGCCCAGGCCCAAGAGGAGAUCCUCGCUAUACUUGAAGGCAAGGUGGUGGUGGGUCAUUCCAUCUACAACGACUUUGAGGCGCUGAACAUGGACCAUCCCAGUCACAUGGUCAGAGACACCAGCACGACGCGUCACCUACGGCGCCUGGCUGGCUUCCCUCAUGGACGCCGCUCGUCUCUUAAGCUGCUGGCCAACAAGCUGCUGAACCGGAGGAUCCAGGCUGGGAGAAGGGGCCACUGCUCGGUGGAGGACGCCCAGGCCGCGCUGGACCUCUACAAGCUGGCUCAGGGCGCCUGGGAGCAGGAGAUGGAGAGGAGGCUGGGCGACGAGCCGACCGUCCACUCCUCGGAUCACUACAUGCAGGACGAGUUCUGGCCGGACGAGGUCCUGACAGACGGCCCGUGACAACCGUUGACCGCUUCGGCAGAAAAUGUCGUUCGUGGCAAACGGGUCGGGAUCUCCGAUUCAACUUCCUGAGGUGGAAUGGAAACUUCAGCGGUGGAAUUUUUUUAUCUUUUUUCCCCCCAAGAUGGGAAGGUUACAGCAAGUAAAGCGUUUUCAUUUCAUUGUUGUGAUGCUGAAAGUUAAAUCAUGGUGAUUUCUGUCAUAUUUAUUAUUAAGAAUUUGAUUGUGUUUUGGAUUAAUGGUGCAGUUAAAGUUGAGGUUACAGUUCUCUGUUAUCUGCUUUUGUCUAAAAGGUGAGAAGCAACAGAACGUUCCUCCAUGCUGAGUGGAAUUAAAUAUGGAUGAAACAUUCAUUCAGUCCUUUCUAACAAACUAGUUGAACUACUAGUUUGGUGGAGGAUAACCGAUGCUAUCGGAUGUGAUCUAAACGGGUUAAACCUGCCAAGCCAGACUUUGGCCUAGAGAGAGCGGCGGGUUCUUGUGCCGCUCUCAGGUGGAUCUGCAGCCGUUCACAGGCGGUGUUUGAAACGUGAUCGUCCUUCUGUUCAAACGUGACGCUUCAUUACCUCUGGUUGUAUGCUGUCCACCAGCCUUCAGGUUGUGAGAAAUAAAACAGUUUGGUUCAAAUCA
This is a messenger RNA of Xiphophorus couchianus (Monterrey platyfish), 1790 nucleotides long. It is a transcript of the gene isg20, whose product is annotated as interferon stimulated exonuclease gene. The transcript is spliced from 4 exons. Gene Ontology annotation, molecular function: nucleic acid binding; exonuclease activity. NCBI's taxonomy places the organism in Eukaryota, Metazoa, Chordata, Actinopteri, Cyprinodontiformes, Poeciliidae. The record is from RefSeq and is a predicted model, not a curated record. Bases 159 to 1160 code for a protein of 333 amino acids. Gene Ontology annotation, cellular component: nucleus.